UUUUUUUUUUUUAAUUAAUCUCAAUAUAAUCAAAGAUGAAUAACACUGCCAUCAACCUUGACCGUCCACUUAUUGUUGGUCCUGAAACAUUUGAAGCACCUUAUCCCAUUGCGAUUUCAGGUACAGUUGUAAAAGGCUUUGGUCGUGGCUCAAAGGAAUUAGGAAUCCCAACAGCAAAUAUGAGUGAUGACGCUCUUGAAGAAAUGUUUCAUGAAUGCAAUACAGGUGUGUAUUAUGGUUGGGCUCAAAUUGGGGAAAAGGAUACAACAGUAUACCCUAUGGUUAUGAGUUUAGGUUGGAAUCCUUAUUAUAAAAAUGAAAAGAAAUCAGCUGAAGUUCAUAUUCUUCAUGAAUUUCCUUCGGAUUUUUAUGGCGAGUCAAUUAGAAUUAUUGUGGCAAGCUAUAUUCGACCUGAGCAAAAUUACCCUUCACUUGAUGCCCUUAUUCGUGAUAUUAAGACGGAUAUUGAAGUAGCAAAGCAUUCUUUAAAGCGUAAAGCGUAUGAUGAACUUCGCAAUGAUAAACUUUUUACAACAAAGCAAUAGAGCCAUUUUAGAUUAGAAAAUAGAUGCAUUUUUUGUAAUAGAGUAAUUAUGUAUAAUAUACUAGAUUUAUUAUUUUUUUUUAUACGAGUUAUGUCUUUUAUUUCCUUG
This is a messenger RNA of Cokeromyces recurvatus, 653 nucleotides long. RefSeq lists its product as uncharacterized. Gene Ontology annotation, molecular function: riboflavin kinase activity. The transcript is spliced from 4 exons. Lineage: Eukaryota; Fungi; Mucoromycota; Mucoromycetes; Mucorales; Mucoraceae. Gene Ontology annotation, cellular component: mitochondrion. Gene Ontology annotation, biological process: riboflavin biosynthetic process; FMN biosynthetic process. The coding region runs from base 36 to 545 and encodes 169 amino acids. The record is from RefSeq and is a predicted model, not a curated record.